AUGAGUUAUGCCCCCGCCUUCUCCCUAAUCCCUGCAAACAGGCGGUGCACAAGGAGGCUGCCAGAAUGCCAGGUGUGUCUGCAAAACGCAGACAACUUGCUGCUCUUGAUCGAAGGCCCAGCUUCAGUUAUCAGCAAUGAUGAUGACUCGGCCAGCCCACUCCAUCACAUCUCUAAUGGGAGUAAUACCCCUUCUUCUUCAGAGGGCGGCCCAGAUGCUGUCAUUAUUGGAAUGACCAAGAUCCCUGUCAUUGAAAAUCCUCAGUAUUUUGGCAUCACCAACAGUCAGCUCAAGCCAGACACAUUUGUUCAGCACAUCAAGCGACAUAACAUUGUUCUGAAAAGGGAGCUAGGAGAAGGAGCCUUUGGAAAAGUUUUCCUAGCUGAAUGCUAUAACCUCUGUCCUGAGCAGGACAAGAUCUUGGUGGCAGUGAAGACGCUGAAGGACGCCAGUGAUAAUGCACGCAAGGACUUCCAUCGUGAGGCUGAGCUGCUGACUAAUCUCCAACAUGAGCACAUCGUCAAGUUUUAUGGUGUCUGUGUGGAAGGCGACCCGCUCAUCAUGGUCUUUGAGUACAUGAAGCAUGGGGACCUCAACAAGUUCCUCAGGGCGCACGGACCCGAUGCAGUGCUGAUGGCCGAAGGCAACCCGCCAACUGAGCUGACGCAGUCGCAGAUGCUGCACAUUGCCCAGCAGAUCGCCGCGGGCAUGGUCUACCUGGCGUCCCAGCACUUUGUGCACCGCGACCUGGCUACCCGGAACUGUCUGGUAGGGGAGAACCUCCUGGUGAAGAUCGGGGACUUUGGGAUGUCCCGGGACGUAUACAGCACUGACUACUACAGGGUCGGUGGCCACACAAUGCUGCCUAUUCGCUGGAUGCCUCCGGAGAGCAUCAUGUACAGGAAAUUCACCACAGAAAGUGAUGUCUGGAGCCUGGGCGUCGUGUUGUGGGAGAUCUUCACCUACGGCAAGCAGCCCUGGUACCAGCUAUCAAACAACGAGGUGAUAGAAUGCAUCACUCAGGGCCGAGUCCUUCAGCGACCCCGCACAUGCCCCCAGGAAGUCUAUGAGCUGAUGCUGGGGUGCUGGCAGCGAGAGCCCCACAUGAGGAAGAACAUCAAGGGCAUCCAUACCCUCCUUCAGAACUUGGCCAAGGCGUCUCCUGUCUACCUGGAUAUUCUAGGCUAGGGCCCUUUCCCCAGACCAAUCCUCCCCAAUGCACUCCUCAGAUGGGCCGAAAGGAUGAACAUCUUUUAACUGCCGCCAGAUGCCAUCAAACUGCUGUCCUUCACUCUGACAGUGUUAACAACAGAGACACAGAGAAGCUUUCAGAGGGAAGCAACAUGGACUUCUCCAUCCAUAGACACAGUACUGACUUCUUUUUGGCAUUCUCUCUCUCUCUUUCCAUCUCCCUUGGUUUGUUCCUUUCCUUUCUAUCCUUUUUCUUUUCUUUUUGGUCUUCCCUGCUUCAUAGUCCUUACCCUUUCUUUUUAAUCAAUCUGGCUUCUGCAUUCCUAUUAACUCUGCAUAGACAAAGGCCUUAACAAACCUAAUUUGUUAUAUCAGCAGACACUCCAGUUUGCCCACCACGACUAACAAUGCCUUGUUGUAUUCCUGCCUUUGAUGUGGAUGAAAAAAAGGGAAAACCAACAUUUGACUUAAACUUUGUCACUUCUGCUGUACAGACAUGGAGAGUUUCUAUGGAUUCACUUCUAUUUAUUUAUUAUUAUUACUGUUCUUAUUGUUUUGGAUGGCUUAAGCCUGUGUAUGAAAAAGAAGACUUGUGUUCAACCUGGGAAGCCUUUAUCUAUGGGAGAUUAAAACCAGAGAGAAAGAAGAUUUGUUAUAAACCACAGUAUGGGAGGAACAAGGACAACCAUUGGGAUCAGCGGGCGUCAGUUCCUACGAAAAAUCCAGCAACCAUUGGCUGGGAGGAAUGUAUUCGGCACCUUCCCCGAGGACCUUUCUGAGGAGCAAAAAGACUGUUGAACUCUGUGCCGUGGACUCUUCUUUCCCCAUCACCAGAAAUACUAGCGUGCUGCAGGGAGAAAUGAUGGCUUCUGUGAGGCACAAGAUGGCGGUGCGGCAUAAGCUCAGACACAGUCCUGUCUUUGUAGGUCGUGUUGAUAGCACUGGUUUUUAUUUAUUUAUUUUUUUUCUAGUGUUAUCUGCUGAGCCUUUGUCAAAUUAAAAAUAGGCGGGUUCUUGUCCAGCUGUUAUUUCAGGGUCAGGUGGGAAGGCAAAGGACUUAGAAAACAUAGGACAGCUAUAAAUUUAGAGGCAAGUUUCUCUUACACUGAACUUUUUGGAUAGCACUUCCCUCUGACCCCUACCCUCCACUCCCACCCAUCCUUUUAACUGUGCAAGCAAACGUGUGCAUGGUCUUUGUCGAUUAAUACCUUGUGUGCAGAAACUACCACUCCAGAUGUGCCCCUGAUAGGUAGAGCAGAUCCCUAAAAGGUGGUACGUAUAUAAUUAGGGGAAGCUAAUGGAGUUCAUUAGCUGCGUAUAAAUCUCUGCGCUGUGUGGCUGUGAUGGGUUUAGCGGAUAUGGACCCUGAAGCCUGGAUAUUCUCAUCCACGUCAAACCCAUGUAAUGGUGGGGGGGGGCAGAAUUGCUCGCAAAAGGAAACCUCACCCUGGGGACAUCACAUGCAUUAAUAUUCAGUGUACACAGGUUAAGUCCCUUGCGCUGGACUCUGGUUGGGAGAGUGGUUUCAUUCCACAUGUACUUCCAUUGUCCAUAUGCUGUUCUGUUUUCUUCGCUCCAUUAAGAUAAAACUAAAAAAUUCAGCACAGCAUGCCAAUGGGAGGCUGUGUCCCUACUGAGCAUUGGAGAUGUGCUUCUGGGCAUAGUCAUUGGUUUUGUGAAAGGAGGCUGUAAAUUUAUAUAUCAAUUUACAGUUGUUUGAAUGACCAGUUACACCAAGGAAGAAAAAUAUUUCUGUUCCUCAAGAAAACUUGCUACCCUCUGUGAGGGCAAUUUUGCUAAACUUGACAUCUUAAUAACACGAGCCAGAUUGAAAGGGAGUGAUUUUAAUACAUCGUAGGUCAUUUUAUUUUGUAUUUGUUUCUGGAGGUACAAUAGCUCUGUUUAGGUUUGCUUAUGCCUGCUAAAUACUGGAGCACCUUGUUUUCCAUUACAGGCUCUGAAAGUCAGUUCUCAAAAUUUCAAAGUUGUAAACUUACAGAAAACAACAGGAAAUCCAGUAACUUCUAUAGUCAAGUGAGGGGAUUGGACAAGGUAAAACCUACAGUCCCUUCAGGUUCUGCUCUGGCCUACGAGAGAUGGGAGUUGAGAUGUUCAUGCUCUUUGUCAGUGAAAAAAACACCCCUCCUGAAUACACAAAACAAUAUAACGAAAGCCAUAUCUCCAUGAUAUAUACACGUAUGUAUAUAUCAUACUAAGGAACCAUGGUACUGUCAAAACACUGUGGAUCUCUGUGAAGCAGUAAGGAAGGGGCAGAUUUGUACAAAAACUUUUCUAGAUUCAAUUAGCGAUGACCUAAACAUCUACACAGGUUUGUCAUUCUGCAUGUUUGGCCAGCUGCUCCGAGGGGAAGAAGUUGCGAGUUAUCAGUUUUAUUUUAACAGAGAACAAAGGAGGGAAUACUUUCAGAGAUCAAAUUCAAGCAGGGCUGUGCAGUUUUAGAGAAAAAAAAUUUGUUUAAGGGAGACUAGAAGAUGGAGUGUUCCAUUUCAGUUUUGUGUUUUUCUUUGAAGGAAAAAAGCAAAAAAUGAAUAAAAAUUCUCUUUACACCUUCUGACAAGUCCCUCAAGGUCUUGAAAUGAAAGGUUCUAUGCAAGUGCAAAGUUUUAUAGUUAUUUAUAUUGCUGAUAUUAUUAUUAUUAAUUAUUUCCUCUGUUGUCUCAAGAGUAUGUGCUGAUUUCAGAGACGUCUCACAUUGAAAGAAUAUCAGAUUGCUUUCACAGUAGUUGAAUGAGUCACAAUUCUGCAUAUUCUUAAAAUAUUCAUAGUUGUUUCUUCACCACCCCCUUUCUCAAGGUCUUCUAAUUUUUAGACAAGUAGCAUUCUCAUUCUAAAAUGUAAUAAUCACCAAAUAUGACCCGCCAUCAGCUACCUUAAAAACCUCAAUGGACAUAAUAACAAACUCCAUUCUCUAGCCCAAACCUAAUCUGACAAUCAUUUCCAUUUAGAGUGUUUAAUAGUUUUCCAAACACUUUUUGCAUGUGUUAGCAAACUAUUUCUAUUUUUUAUAGCUAAGGAAAUUGAGACUCAGAGGAGCUCAGAGACAGGGAAGAAGUCUCUAGUCUAGCUUCUAGCGCCACCGAGACUGAAUCCAAGGAUGCUGACUGAAGUUCAUGGUUCUGUCCUCUAGAGACUUUAAUAUACAAACAAACAGUGCAGGAAAGAAAGUGAGCUAACAAAUUUAUGAAGCAAGAUAAGAAGUUAUAAGAAGGAAAGAAAAUAUUCAAGAAGACAAGCAGCUGAGUAUUGUGAUAUAUAUUCAUGCUCUUAGCUUCAGCUAAAUCCUUGUACACUGAACCGAUGUCAUAAUUAGGCUUAUGUAGAAUACACUUUGAACUAUGCUAUAAAGGAUUAUAUCAGAAUUCAUAUUAUACAUGUGUUCACAUCAGCGCUACCUGUGGUAUUUUCAUGUAUUUAUAUAUGUGUUAUAAAUACUUGAUUUAUACAUAUACAAAUGCACAUACAUAGUGUGUUUAUGUAUAAAUUUAUAGGCUCACAGUAAUAGAGAUAAUUAUAAGUAGGGUGCAGAAUGAAUAAUUUGCUUAAAAUCUGCUAAAUAACCAAAACUUUUUAAUGUCAUGUUGUUGUUAGUGCUUCCAUUCUCCAUGUGGGUAGGACUACAUCGCGCUUUUCAACUCUGUGCAGUACUGCAUGGGUGGAGGGCAUAUUUAAGAUAAUGUGCUUCCCAAAACAACUGAAUCAAAGCCAUCCCACUACAUUGAGUCCUUUCUGUGGUUCCUUACACGGGAAAAUGCAGAGUGAAAUAGCUCUCCUUAUGUAAAGAUCCAAGAAAGGAAGAUUGAUCAUUCUCUUGUUGUUUUGCUCAUUUGUAUUGUGCUCACCUUAUCCCACUAUGACUCCUUUAUGCUUGUGUUCAGAGUCCAGGCAUUCCAUAUAUAUUGGAAUGUUGAGAGCCCAAUGACUCAAGGCCAAUGGUGAGAAAUCCAAGACCCCACACAGUGAGAUGAGCAACUGCUGAGAAUUCCCACAUCUGAGUGUGAAUGCACCAGCCAGCAGUGUAGAAUGCUGUCCUUGGCAAAUCAUCAUUACUCUAAGAUUCCUUGGUCAGAUUGGACUCAUUCUACCUUUCUUUUUGGCAAAUUGGACAGCCUAUAAUACUAAUAACACUAACCUGUAUCUAAAUAAAUGAAUGACUGCAUUACACACAUACCCUUGAUUCUCUUGCUCCCUCACUUUUUUUUUUCCUCUCCUGUUUGAGGACUUCUAUUUUUACUUCUAUUUGACCUCAGUUUGGCUGGCUGUCACUGAAACGAAAUCUCUUGAGAGGAAUGACUAGUGAUCCAACUCUUCAAAUGUCUAAGUUAGCAGUCAGAGCUGAUUCUUCAUGAUACAUAAUUGGAAUGUGGAGACUCUGAGGUUGUGGUAGUUUGUACAUGAAGUUCAAAUGUUACUCUGAUGAAUUAGGGGUGGGCGGGAUUUAUAGUUAAUAAUGGCAGCGCAGGAAGGGGUAUCUUCUUGUUGUCAGGGCUGGAAUAAAUCACUGCUGCUCGACUCAAAGGUUCUAUUGUAUCCUUAGUUUUGCAUUUUUUUCCCCUUCUUCUCCUUUGACCAGUAUUUA
This is a messenger RNA of Tupaia belangeri chinensis (Chinese tree shrew), 5788 nucleotides long. RefSeq names its product BDNF/NT-3 growth factors receptor. The record is from RefSeq and is a predicted model, not a curated record. Gene Ontology annotation, biological process: protein phosphorylation; positive regulation of kinase activity; positive regulation of neuron projection development. Gene Ontology annotation, molecular function: ATP binding; brain-derived neurotrophic factor receptor activity; brain-derived neurotrophic factor binding. Lineage: Eukaryota; Metazoa; Chordata; Mammalia; Scandentia; Tupaiidae. The transcript has 7 exons. Bases 1 to 1188 code for a protein of 395 amino acids. Gene Ontology annotation, cellular component: signaling receptor complex; axon terminus; dendritic spine.